Molecule: messenger RNA, 1152 nt
Organism: Rotaria sordida
Lineage: Eukaryota; Metazoa; Rotifera; Eurotatoria; Philodinida; Philodinidae
Source: the annotation of a GenBank genome assembly
AUGACUUCGUCAAAUAAUGAAAACCUGAGACAUUUAGCUGAUACUGUUGAUCAACUUGCUGUACGAUUAUCAUCUAUUCAACCUUCUUGUCUUGAACAACUCGAACAAUGGCGUGAGGCAGCUUAUCGAUCUAUUGAUCAAUAUUGUGAACGUAAACGUCAUGAAUUAAUUGAAAUGAAACAAGUUCAUUACAGACAAGAACUUAAUCAACUUCAACAAAAAGUAAAUCAAUUAAUUGCAAAUCAUGAUGAUAGACAAGAUCAUUAUGAUUCAGUAAAUCAUGAUAUUCAAUUGGUGGAAGUUAAAAUAAAUGAACUUGAACAUCUUCGAUUAAAAGUUCAUCCACUAUCCAUUGACGAACAUCUUAUUACUCGACGACAUCUAUUCCCAUUGACUCAUCCAUAUCGAAUGAUACAUUUAAAAACUAGUUUAGAAAGUGCUGUUGGUACUAAUGAUAAACAUCUUCUUGUCGAUCGAGAAGGUAAACAUUUAUGUUUGCUUGAUCGAAAUUUAGUUAUUGUCAACGAAAUUUCAUUUACUCAUGAUGGGAUUCAUAGUGUUUUUUGGGCAUCAACAAUUGGUCAAUUUAUUAUUGUUACUUGUAAAAAUAUUUUAUUACUUGAUGAGAAAACAAUGACACUCGAGAAAUGUCCUAUUUCAUCUAAAGUGGAUUGGUGGCGUGGGACCUGUUCCGAAGACACUUUAUUUUUAUUGACAAUUGAAUGGGGUUCAUCAAUUUACGAAUUUAAUCUUGGAUCAUCAUUUAAAGCUGGCAAGGAAUGGCAUUCACCUGUUACUUGUAAAAAAAACGAAGUUAUGGGUGAUAUUAAAUACAAUAGUGGUUUUCUUGCUAUUCCAAUUUUUAACAGACAUAGAGACGAAAGUCGUUUUGAACUACGUUCAGUAAUAAAUCUUGACUGUAUCUGGUCAAUUCGUGUUCAUGGACGUUGUCGUUGUUGUCAAAUUGAUGUAGAUCAAUGGUUAGUAAUGGAUCAUGAUGAUUGUCGAUUCUUUCAUAUUUCAGCUGAUGGAAAACUUUUAGAAGCAGGCAAGUACGAUCAACAUGAACAACUCGAAGAUAUUAUACCAUGGGGCAAAGAUAGUAUUGUUGUUUUAACCAAGAAAAGUAUUAACUUGCAUAACUUUAGCUAA